Mytilus californianus (California mussel) is the source of this 1137-nucleotide messenger RNA. RefSeq lists its product as uncharacterized. The transcript is spliced from 3 exons. Gene Ontology annotation, cellular component: cytoplasm; chromosome; nucleus. Gene Ontology annotation, molecular function: 3'-5' DNA helicase activity; four-way junction helicase activity; nucleic acid binding. NCBI's taxonomy places the organism in Eukaryota, Metazoa, Mollusca, Bivalvia, Mytilida, Mytilidae. The record is from RefSeq and is a predicted model, not a curated record. Gene Ontology annotation, biological process: double-strand break repair via homologous recombination. Bases 1 to 1137 code for a protein of 378 amino acids.
AUGGGAUUUAUAGAGAAAUUGAAGGAGAACCAAUGUGAUCUUGGUAUAAACAGUGAAGAACAUUGUGUGUGUGAUGUCUGCAGAUUUAGACAGUCAAAUUAUCGCUUUGUAAUAGGACAUCCUGAGCACAUACUUAACAAGACAGUAUUUGACAUUUUCAAGAACUCUUGUUGGCAAGAGAAGGUGACUUACAUCAUAGUAGAUGAAGCACAUUGUAUUGAAAAAUGGGGAAAUGAUUUCAGAACAGACUACAAAAAGAUUUCACAGCUCAGAUUAGUCUUUCCUCUUUCCCGAGUAUUAGCAUUGACUGGAACUGCAACACAAAAGACGUGUGAAACAAUUGAAAAAUCCCUAUGUUUGAAAAAAGUUCAUGUUGUUAAAUCAUCAAUUGUUAGAGACAAUAUUAAAUUGCUGUGUGAAAAAAGGCCACCACAGAAUACUCUGGACUCAUUCAGGACAGUAAUCAGUCCACUCAUCAGUGAUCUGAGGAAAAACAAAGACAAAUUUCCGAAAACUGUAGUCUAUUCAAAGUUAAAGUGGUGUGCAGAAGGCUACCAAUUGACCAUGAAGCCAGAGGAAGAUGGGACUUCAGUUUGUGAGGAAGUUAAGACAAUUGUUUCCCAGUACCAUGCACCAUGUACAGAAAAGUUUAAAGCAGAAGUUGUUGAGCAGAUGAAUUGUGGUAGUCUACGUCUCCUGUUUGCAACAGAAGCCUAUAGCAUGGGUACUGAUGCUCCUGAUAUAAGACAAGUGGUACACUAUGGGGUUCCUAGCUCUUUGGAAACAUAUCUUCAGGAAGUUGGACGAGCAGGCAGAGAUGGAAUUUUUUCAACAGCAACACUUUACUACAACAAGUACGAUCUAGGAAAAAAUAUGCCUGUUGAUCAGGAAGUUAGAGACUUUGUUAUGACAACAGAUUGUAGGUGGGAAAAUUUAUGCAAAUAUUUUGGAAGUGAGUUUGCCAGAAAGGUUGAUGGUCACGACUGUUGUGAUAACUGUGAGAAACAUUGUGACUGUUUACUUUGCUAUGAACCUUUACUAGAAACUGACAUGACUGAGGAAUUACCGAAAAAAUCAAAGAAAAUGAAGCUUGAAACUGACAAUAAAGAAGUGUUAAGGUCUUUAUUGUUUCAAUAG